Molecule: messenger RNA, 746 nt
Organism: Populus euphratica (Euphrates poplar)
Lineage: Eukaryota; Viridiplantae; Streptophyta; Magnoliopsida; Malpighiales; Salicaceae
Product: ethylene-responsive transcription factor ERF098-like
Exons: 1
Coding region: 41-487 (148 amino acids)
Biological process (GO): ethylene-activated signaling pathway; regulation of DNA-templated transcription
Molecular function (GO): DNA binding; DNA-binding transcription factor activity
Source: RefSeq, a predicted model, not a curated record
UACGACCAUCUUUGUCAAGAACCAAAUUUGAAACAAGGGCAUGGAAGAGCCUGACAAAGGGAAGGAAAAGGAGUUGAAAGGGAGAGAAGAGGUUCGAUACCGGGGUGUUCGAAGGAGACCUUGGGGAAAAUUUGCGGCGGAAAUACGAGACCCAUCAAGGCAGGGAGCAAGGUUAUGGUUAGGGACAUUUGAGACGGCAGAGGAGGCAGCUCGUGCUUAUGAUAGAGCUGCAUUUAGCAUGAGAGGUCAUCUCGCAAUCCUCAACUUUCCUAAUGAUUAUCUCUCUCAAGUGAUAGGAUCUUCUCCUCGUCGUCCUCCAGUUUCAUCAUCUAGUAGUGAUGUUGGUGCAAGCGAUAGUUUUCAGAGGGGAAGCUCAUCAAGUGACGGACAAGGAAAGCAAGUUAUCGAGUUUGAGUACUUGGAUGAUAAGAUUUUGGAGGAGCUUCUUGAAACAGAAGAGGAGAAGAAGAAACGGCAGCAAGAUUGAGUUUUAGUUUUUUCUGUGCCUGUUCCUUUCUUUUUUUGUUCUUGAUUUAAGUUUAUUCAAGAAUUGUUUUUCAAGAAAAAUCUCUAUGAUUUUCAUAUUAUUAAUUCUUACUUCCACAAGAUGAAUAAGAUUGUUAGGGAUCCAUGAGUUACCCAACUACUGGGGAGAAUGGCGUGCCUAAAUUAGUUGACAACGAUAAAUUUGGUAUGGAAUUCUCGAAAUUUACAUGUAAUGAUACCUUGCCCCUUUGUCUCAAAAA